Encephalitozoon cuniculi GB-M1 is the source of this 474-nucleotide messenger RNA. Its product is annotated as nascent polypeptide-associated complex domain-containing protein. The transcript has a single exon. Lineage: Eukaryota; Fungi; Microsporidia; Unikaryonidae. The record is from RefSeq and is marked provisional. Bases 1 to 474 code for a protein of 157 amino acids. Gene Ontology annotation, cellular component: nascent polypeptide-associated complex.
AUGGCCAGAGCACUUACAACAGAUGAGUCCCACAUCCACAAAACCCUUGGCGCAAAAGUAGGUCUUGAGGAAGUCGAGGCGGUGGAAAGGAUAGCCAUAGUCGUCAAAGACACAAGGUACUCCGUCGAAAGCCCUGUGGCCUAUAGGAUAAAAGGGACAGACUCCAUUCUUAUAUUUGGAGAUCUAGGAAGCCCGGUUAACCUUCAUCAGCUCAAGAGGAUGUAUGAGGACAGCAUCAGAAGCUCUAAGGACCAGGAAGGCCCUGGCCUAUACGAUGAGAUCCACAGCGAUCCGCAGGAGGAUGGUGUGAAGGAAGCAGAGGAAAUAACCGUCGAUCCCAGCGAUGAGAGGCUGUCUGAGGAAGACAUAAAACUCAUUAGCUCACAGGUCAAGGCCUCGAGGAACGACAUAAUCAAGGCGCUUGUCGAGUCUGAAUACGAUGUUGUUGAUGCAAUGAUGAAGCUGACCAAGUAA